Messenger RNA from Silurus meridionalis, 2162 nucleotides. It is a transcript of the gene alas1, whose product is annotated as aminolevulinate, delta-, synthase 1. Gene Ontology annotation, biological process: hemoglobin biosynthetic process; erythrocyte development; heme biosynthetic process. The record is from RefSeq and is a predicted model, not a curated record. NCBI's taxonomy places the organism in Eukaryota, Metazoa, Chordata, Actinopteri, Siluriformes, Siluridae. Gene Ontology annotation, molecular function: 5-aminolevulinate synthase activity; pyridoxal phosphate binding. Gene Ontology annotation, cellular component: mitochondrial matrix; mitochondrion.
UGUAGCUCUCGCCCUAGCGUUCGUCCUCAGUGCAGGAUAACGAGAGGAUCUUCUUCACCUCCACCUUCAGCUUCACCUUCAGCUUCGGCUUCGGCUUCAUCUCACCGUAUCUCCAAACUAAUCAGAGAGAAAUCUCAUCUAAGUUCACUGCCCACAGGAACACAUCCUCAGAUUUGGACACCGUCAUGGACACCAUCAUCCGCUGUCCUUUCCUGUCCCGCGUCCCCCAGACUUUCUUCCAGCAGGCGAGGAAGACCCUGGUGAGCUACGCUGUGAAAUGCCCCGUCAUGAUGGACCUGGCAUCCAAACCGCUUGUCCGCACCAUCUGCUCCUCUUCCUCCACCUUCCAGAAGAGUGAUGAUAUCAUCAGCAUGGAUGCUCAAAAAAACCUUGAAAUGCCGGCUGGUCACCCCAAAGCUCUACCUGGAGCAACAGCGUCCAAAUGCCCCUUCCUGGCUGGAGAAAUGGGGCAGAAGAACAGCGGCGUGGUGCGAGAGGCCAGCAUGGAGCUGCAGGAGGACGUGUCCGAAAUCCGCACGCUGCAGCAAGAUGUGUCAGCACUGGAGCUGGUGAAGAGUGUGAAACCUGACGGGAAUCUGAUGAAGAAACUGAUGAAGCAGCGUCCAACCAGGGUUUCACAUCUGCUGCAGGAGAACAUGCCCAAAUCCGUCUCAAACUUCCGCUACGACGAGUUCUUCGAGAAGAAGAUCGAGGCGAAGAAAAACGACCACACGUACCGCGUGUUUAAGACGGUGAACCGGCGUGCGACCGAGUUCCCCAUGGCGGACGAUUACUCGGAGUCUCUGAGUUAUAAACGAGACGUGUCUGUGUGGUGCAGUAACGAUUACCUGGGGAUGAGUCGUCACCCACGGGUCGUCCAGACCGUCAUGGAUACACUACAGAAACACGGCUCAGGGGCCGGAGGGACGAGGAACAUAUCGGGGACGAGUAAAUUUCACGUGGAUCUGGAACACGAGCUCGCAGACCUUCAUGGAAAAGACGCAGCACUGCUUUUCACUUCCUGUUUUGUCGCCAACGAUUCCACACUGUUCACUCUGGCUAAAAUGCUGCCAGGAUGUGAGAUUUACUCGGACGCAGGAAACCACGCUUCGAUGAUCCAGGGUAUACGCAACAGCGGCGCUAAAAAGUUCAUCUUCCGUCACAACGACGUGAAACACCUGCGAGAACUUCUGGAGAAGUCGGAUCCCUCCGCUCCAAAGAUUGUGGCGUUCGAGACGGUGCACUCGAUGGACGGCGCCGUGUGUCCUCUGGAGGAGAUGUGCGACGCCGCACACGAGUUCGGGGCGAUCACCUUCGUUGAUGAAGUUCACGCUGUGGGUCUGUACGGUGCAAAAGGUGGCGGGAUCGGGGACCGCGAUGGAGUCAUGCACAAGAUGGACAUCAUCUCUGGGACGCUUGGGAAGGCGUUCGGGUGUGUAGGAGGCUACAUCGCGAGUACGAGUACGCUGGUGGAUACGGUGCGUAAAUGCGCUGCAGGGUUUAUCUUCACCACGUCUCUGCCCCCCAUGCUGCUUGCCGGAGCGCGGGAGUCCAUCCGUGUCCUGAAGGGCGAGGACGGGCGCGUACUGCGCCGCAAACACCAACGCAACGUCAAACUGCUGCGCCAGAUGCUGAUGGACUCGGGGCUGCCGGUGGUGCACUGCCCCAGUCACAUCAUUCCUAUAAGGGUUUCGAAUGCAGAGAAAAACACUGCUGUGUGCGACAUCAUGAUGAAUCGCUACAACAUCUACGUACAGGCCAUCAAUUAUCCCACCGUUGCCCGCGGUGACGAGCUCCUCCGCAUCGCUCCUACGCCACAUCACACACCGCAGAUGAUGCAAUAUUUUAUCGAUAAGCUGCUAAAGGCGUGGCAGGAAGUGGGUCUGCAGCUGAAGCCUCACUCUUCGGCUGAGUGUAACUUCUGUCAGCAGCCGCUUCACUUCGAGCUCAUGAGUGAGAGAGAGAGGUCCUACUUCAGCGGCCUGAGUCACCCUGUCUCAGCCUGUGGAUAACUAACACACACACACACACACACACACACACACACGUGCUGCAGAGGCAUUCCCUAAUCACUGCAUUAAUAAUCAGAGAUAUUUUAUUUACACAUUCUAUAGAAACAUCACGUAUGUGUGUGUGAAAAUAAACGCUUACCUCAGACCUGA